Messenger RNA from Pseudogymnoascus verrucosus, 2168 nucleotides. RefSeq names its product stretch-activated cation channel mid1 (gene MID1). The record is from RefSeq and is a predicted model, not a curated record. The transcript is spliced from 3 exons. Gene Ontology annotation, biological process: calcium ion import across plasma membrane. Gene Ontology annotation, molecular function: protein binding; calcium channel activity. NCBI's taxonomy places the organism in Eukaryota, Fungi, Ascomycota, Leotiomycetes, Thelebolales, Thelebolaceae. Bases 288 to 2168 code for a protein of 626 amino acids.
GAAGUACAGACGAGUCCGAAACACGAGGAAGCACGGAGGAGCGUCAUCAAACUGUCAGCUGCAGAUCAGCUAGAGACGACACUCUUUUGAUCCUUCUCCACGAAAUACAUAAUCUUCAUAACUCUUACAAUAUUAAUACCCGAGUCAAUCGCUUCCACCAUCCCGCCACCGUAACCGCCACUCGCUCCAAAGCUACACAAGGCAUCAGUUAUAUUUAUCUAUCGCCCUCGUAUCUGGCGCGGGGAGCCUCGCCGUCAGCGCCACAUGCGCAUGGCUACAACACCACGAUGUCGAAGCCCAGUCCACUACUCCAGCCCCGCCUCCUCCCAUCCAUGAUUACCACGGGCCUGGUCGCUCUCCUCUUCUUCACAAUCUUCGCGGGGAACCUCGCCCAUGCCGCCGAGCUCGAUUCGAUACUACCCGACGACCACAACCAUGAGCGGUUACUGGACCCCUUUGUGUCGGCGCGCGGGGAGGGGGAGGAUGGCGAGGAUAUGAUAUACCAGGUGGAGUUCACGGGGGGUGGGGAGGAUUUGCACGCGCGGCAGCUGCCGAUGGCGUAUGAGAUACCCAACAAUAUUGCGAGGCCGUACAAUCUGAACCAGGGGGAGACGAUGUAUUUCGUCUUCCUGAACGAGACGGUUUGGGGUCCGCAUGCUCCUGCUGGCAGCGGAUCAACGGGGCUACCGUCUGUUGGAUUAAGUCCGAGAUGGGAGGGUGGGGGUGAGGGGGGUGGACAGGGCGCAUUGAAUACGGCGGAUGGAGAGGAGUCUUCGAUACACAAGAGAGCGAACGCAACGAGGACUGUAUAUAUCACGCUGAAUACCUGCCUCCAGCCCAGCAACGCGAAAGGCUCCAGUGGCCCCCAAGGGCCUCCGCCUCAGUUAACAAUGUACGUGGGAGACAACCAGACAGCGCUCGGAGCCUCCCAACCCGCCGACGGCCAACUAACAGUGGCCGCCGAAUUCGGCUUCGCAAACCUCACAUUCGACGCCAGCAAAGACGUCUACAUCGCCGUCAAGGCCCCCAACACCACCGAGUACGAAGGGGUCUACAACGUCGAAGUCGGCGUCUCCAUCGACGCCCCCUUCCACUCCUACAGCGGCGACGCCGCCGACCUCUUCUUCAUCGACAGCGACUCCAGCUCCGCGCUCCUCGCCACCAAAAACCUCACCCUCGACAACUCCAGCAGCCCCGUCUACCAGAAAUGGAUGCAGCUCUCCCCGCCCCCCUACGUGAUCUUCGCCAACCAGCAAAACCAGAUGUCGAUCCAGGGCGUGUCGCGCUCGUACUGCGGGCUCGAGAACUAUGCGCAGAUCGCGGGCACGCAGAAGGGGCUGCGCACCGAUAUGGUCAAGACGAUCAUGACGAAUGUCACCCUGGGGACGCACCCGAAGCAGCAGUUUUACUUUCAGGGGCUGAGUGCUAGUUCGCAGUAUUAUGGGAUUUUGGCGUUGCCCGGGAAUGCGACGGAGAGAGCGCCGGGGGGUGGGGGGCGCGUUUGGCAGAGUAUGAAUUUUACUACGCAGUCUGACGGCAACUGCGCAAUCCUCUUCAACCUCACCUUCUGCUCCGACGUCUCCUACGCCGUCCCCGGCAACCCCACCACCUUCCCCACCCUCACCUCGCUAGCGGAAUUCUACGACAACGCCGCCGCAUCCGCGUACUCCAACUUCGCCAAAGCCCUGCAGCAAAUCCCCUGCGAAAUCCCAAACACCGGUCAAUACAGUCUAGUCCGCAACUGCGACCACUGCGCCGCAGCCUACAAAGCCUGGCUGUGCAGCGUCACCAUCCCGCGGUGCCAGGAUUACAGCCGUUCUGACCCCUGGUUACAGCCGAGGAACGUGGUGCAGCCGUUUCCCAACUCAUCGAUGCUUCAGGACUCUAAUUUCCUCGCUGCCAGCCAGGAAAUUCUUUACUUGAACUCGAGCAGGAAUCCGGCGAUCGAUGAGAUCGUGAAGCCGGGGCCGUAUAAGGAGAUCCUGCCGUGUCUGGAUAUGUGUUAUAACCUCGUCCAGAGCUGUCCGGCGGCGAUGGGGUUUGAGUGUCCCGGACCGGGGAAUGGAGGGUUCGCGAGUAGUUAUGGAAGGAGGCCGAAUGGGAGUAGUAGUGAGGAUGGGCAGAUUACUUGCAAUUACCCCGGGGCGGCUUAUCAUCUUAGUGUAUAA